ACUUUGACGGACGGCCAGACGACGAGCAAAUCAUUGCUACGUCAUUAUCGAAAUAUUCUGUAGUACUGUGACGUUAUUCACUUUUGUCGUUUCAAAGCAACUGUUAGGUUUUAGAAAAUGCUCAGGCCCUAUUGUAACAAUACAGUUUUGACCAUCUGUCUUGAGUAAGAUCAACAGAAGUUCACCGUCAAAUGACACUUCCACCGUGCCAAUACAAGCCGGACAUGAUUGUCCAUUCUGUAAAAUUCCACUGAUUUUCAAAUUAAAACUAUUUCUUUUUUCUCCUUUUUCUACAGCAAUGCUUGAUAAAUUAACACGGUGUCGGUAUUUGUUUGGAUGAAUUUGCUGACUGUUACUUGUAAAGUUCUCUAGCCGUUUAGGCAGUGACAGUAGGAUCGAUAUUUGCCAGUGUAACUUGUGGUCAGUAAAGUGAAAAAUCGUCAAGGGUGAAGAUGAUGUGCACUUGUAAAGUAUUCGUCAGAUGUUUCAUAUCCAAAAGUAAACUUUUGUUAAACGGAUGUGGGACUCAGUGUCAUGUGCAGACGUCCAGAGGUUUUGGAACAUGGAACAAGUUGAGAACAGAAGGCUGUGUUAUAAAGUCGACAGUCGAGAGUGCACCGUCUACAGCAUUGCAAAAAAGUACAGACAGCAGUGCAAUUAAUUUUUUUCAGAAAACUUUCUCAAGAUCAGCUUCCACCACUGAUAUUGCGCAGAUCUACAAACAAGAUGAAUCUGUGCAGUUGUUAUACAGAAAACUGGUUGAAGGAAGUCGUGCAGCUUUAGCUAGAUGUAUUACACUUGUGGAAUCCAAACAUCCCACAAAGAAGACCCAAGCAGAUGCUAUUCUGAUGGGAGUGUUAGAAUACAUACAUAGCAAGCAGUCCCAUUCUACGGCUUCCACGUUAUCUUUCAGAAUUGGACUUUCUGGACCACCUGGAGCAGGAAAAAGUACCUUUAUAGAAGCGUUUGGAAAAUUUUUGACAGAUAAAGGGCAUAAAGUGGCAGUAUUGGCAGUUGACCCCUCGUCUUCCACAAGUGGAGGGUCAUUGCUAGGUGACAAGACUCGCAUGCCUCAGCUGUCCGUGGAUGAGAAUGCUUACAUUCGUCCCUCGCCCUCUGGAGGCACUCUAGGGGGCGUGACCCGGACGACCAAUGAGGCCAUACUUCUGUUUGAGGGAGCAGGAUAUGACAUCAUAAUCGUGGAGACAAUGGGUGUGGGUCAGUCAGAGUUUGUGGUGGCUGACAUGGUCGACAUGUUCUGUUUACUUAUACCCCCUGCAGGAGGAGAUGAACUCCAGGGAAUAAAGAAGGGCAUCGUGGAGGUGGCCGAUGUGGUGGUGGUGAACAAAUCUGAUGGGGACUUGGUGGCAGCAGCAAGAAGGAUCCAAGCAGAGUACAUCAGUGCUCUGAAGUACAUGAGGCACAGGUCCCACACCUGGACCCCUCAGGUGACCCGCAUAUCCUCUGUAACCAAGGAAGGAAUACCUGAGCUAUGGGCCAAUAUGAUAGACUUUCGUGAAAAGAUGACGGAAAGCAGAGAAUUAACUAAGAAACGAGAAGAGCAGCACAAGAUCUGGAUGUGGAAUCACAUCAAAGACAACAUUCUGGAUUUAUUCCGUAGUCACCCAUCUGUGAGGAGGAAGGUGCCGGAGCUGGAAUACCAGGUGGCCAAAGGGGUCAUAACUCCUGGCUUGGCAGCAGACUUAUUGAUGAAGGAGUUUAUCAAAGAGGAUAUCAUCAGCUGAGCAAUUUCUGUUAAAAGAUUAUGUGCAGGAGCAGGAGACUCACUGUGACUGUGUGUGGGGGGAGUGGGGGAGUGAUGGAGGGGCGACUAAAAUGUCUAAUCCAAUGAGGGUUCAGAGGCCAGCCUCAGAAAAAGGGCUGUGCUCUACAAAAAGGGAAGAGGCUUCAGUACCCCUCCACUCCCCACAACCAGCUCCACCACACUCCUACCUCCACCUACCACCCUGAGCUCCACCCCACUCCCAGCUCCACCUCCCACCACCAGCUCCACCCCCCACCCCCAGCUACACGCUGCUUAUGAUAAUAAAUGAAGAAGACUGGAUACACCAUAAAACUGGUCGCUUUAAUAUUACUGUAAUUCAUCAAUCUUUUUACAUGUUUGCAAAGUGUUUAUUCAAGCGUAUUCUGAAGGCACUAUUCUGUGUUGGGUGAUAAAAUUAUGGUUUUUGUGAAGCCCUGAAACUGGCCAAUCCAACCUGUAUAGUUUUGUGUCCAAAAUCAAAUUAAAAUGGUGCCUAAAUUGCACUGAAAGUUGAUCUUUCGUAUGCGAAACGGCUGAGGAAUUAUUGGUAACAAUGGCUGUUUAUUACAAAGCCCCAAAUUACAGCCCCUGUAGGGGUUUCCUGCAGACUGUCCACAUUCUUUAACUUCACUUCACUUCCUAGCAAAAGUGCUCUGGCUGCAGUGAAUAUCUGUGAGGUAUCUGUAACGUCAAAUAAAAAAAAAUCAUUUCUUUAAAUAUUGUCACUUUAACGUCAUGUACAUGUUGCCAAAUAUGUGUAUAAUAGGAUGAAUGAGGGGAUAUAGGGGCGGGGGCAGAGAGCAAGCGCAUCUCAUCUAAAGCUCUUUGUAAGGGCAUUUUGAAUUGCAUUCAAAUUCAGCAUCAUAAAUAAAAUUUUAUACCUAAUG
This is a messenger RNA of Liolophura sinensis, 2652 nucleotides long. RefSeq names its product methylmalonic aciduria type A protein, mitochondrial-like. Gene Ontology annotation, cellular component: cytoplasm. Bases 453 to 1745 code for a protein of 430 amino acids. NCBI's taxonomy places the organism in Eukaryota, Metazoa, Mollusca, Polyplacophora, Chitonida, Chitonidae. The transcript is spliced from 6 exons. Gene Ontology annotation, molecular function: GTPase activity; GTP binding. The record is from RefSeq and is a predicted model, not a curated record.